This is a messenger RNA of Daphnia pulex (common water flea), 495 nucleotides long. RefSeq names its product speckle-type POZ protein B-like. The transcript has a single exon. The coding region runs from base 1 to 495 and encodes 164 amino acids. The record is from RefSeq and is a predicted model, not a curated record. Gene Ontology annotation, molecular function: ubiquitin protein ligase binding. Gene Ontology annotation, biological process: regulation of proteolysis; proteasome-mediated ubiquitin-dependent protein catabolic process. Gene Ontology annotation, cellular component: cytoplasm; nucleus. NCBI's taxonomy places the organism in Eukaryota, Metazoa, Arthropoda, Branchiopoda, Diplostraca, Daphniidae.
AUGGCCACCAGCACACUGGAACGAUUAUUUGAAGACGGGCAAUUAAGCGACGUUACUUUGAGCGUCCAUGGGCGCCAAUUUCAAGCUCACAAAUGUAUUUUGUCAUCCAGCAGCAAAGUAUUUGAGGCCGAGUUCAAGUAUAAUGUAUCGAAUCAAGUUGUGAUUGAAGACAUUCAACCUGGAGUAUUUCACCAACUUCUCCGUUUCAUUUACACCGGUCGCUUGACUUCAGCAACGAUGGAAACAAUGGCUGCCAGACUGUUUGCGGCUACCGACAAAUAUUUGCUGGAUCAACUGAAAUCCGAAUGCGAGUCUCAUUUGCGUCAUCAAAUGUCGGCUGAGAAUUGCAUGGAAUUGCUUCUGCUCAUCAUCGACCAGAUCCACCCAGCGGAUAAUUUGAAGCAAAGUGCGGUGGAUUUCUUCCGGCGUUAUCCACGUGAAGUGAUGGCGACCGACGGAUGGAAAAAGACGAGACAACAAAAUCCAAAUCAUUAA